Contarinia nasturtii (swede midge) is the source of this 2682-nucleotide messenger RNA. RefSeq names its product dynein assembly factor 5, axonemal (gene Dnaaf5). The record is from RefSeq and is a predicted model, not a curated record. NCBI's taxonomy places the organism in Eukaryota, Metazoa, Arthropoda, Insecta, Diptera, Cecidomyiidae. Gene Ontology annotation, biological process: cilium movement; inner dynein arm assembly; outer dynein arm assembly. Gene Ontology annotation, molecular function: dynein intermediate chain binding. Bases 16 to 2496 code for a protein of 826 amino acids. The transcript is spliced from 6 exons. Gene Ontology annotation, cellular component: cytoplasm.
AAAUCGCUUUGAAAAAUGAGUUCAUCAACCGAAAUUGAAAGGAAUUUGGAAUUAGAAAUUCUUUGCAAAAACAUUCAAUGUGCUGAUAAAUCAAAACGACAAGCAGCAUUGAAUGAACUCUUACAAAGCGUUUCAAAACAAUCGACUGACGAGGAUUUAAAGAACUUACUUGAUCUAACCUAUUUGCAUUUGGUGAAGUGCUACACUGAUAAAUUCGAAGCGAUACGUUCGCUUGCCAUCUCGAUUGUGAAUGAAUUUUUAAAAUGUUUUCAAACACGAAAUGAAUUCUUUUUGGAUUACAUUAUACCAACGAUGAGACGACGCAUCGGUUUACCGGAGAUGGUUGAAGAAAGUGAAGAGAUUCAAUUGGAAUUACUGACACAACUUGGGCACAUCGUUGAAAAAUUUCAAUCGAAUGACACGGACACGUUGAUGAGAAUUUAUAAUGAUAUAAUGGAUAUUUUGGUGAGAAAUUUAACGAAUCGCUAUGCCAAUGCACAUCGGGAAUGUUGCAAAGCUAUUCAAUUGUUGGCCACAGCAACACCAAGUUUUUAUAUGCGUGCAGAAAGUUUAGUGGAUCCAUUGACCGAACUGUUGUGUCAUCGACAGUCAGCCACACGGACGAUUGCUGUGGAAACGUUGGGUGUUGUUUGCUUGUACAUCACCAAUAAAAACGAUAAAAUUGUGAAGAGCAUCGUUUCGAUUUCACCGUUAUUAACUGAUUCAGUGGCCGCUGUCCGGCGCAUGUGCGGAAUUAUUGGCUGUAAAUGGCUGAUUGAACUUCGUGAUCGUUACUCAUUUUUUGAACGAAUUGUUCCAUUGGUUUUAUGCUGUUUAAAAGACGAUUUGGUUGACAUUCGCGAAGAGAUAAAUACUCAUUUCAUUCGUUGUGGCGAGCAAUUUUUCGACGAGAAUCAACAGGAACUGCAACGAAUUGAGUUGAUCGAUCAUGAAUAUCCGUGUUCAAACUAUGUUGCGUUGGUGACAAAAACGCGUCCAACUCUUGGUUGUCGUGCACUGGUUGAAAAGAGUCUUCGAAUGAUCAAUAUCAUUGUGAAGGAAAUGCUUGAUUGGAAAGAGCCCGUUCGUUUGCAUUCAUUAAAAUUACUUUGGGAAGUGGUGCUAUUCGCCGAAAAAGCCUUUACAUGUAAAUUCAUCGAAGUGUUUCCCGCCUUGGCGAAAGCAUGUCAAGACGAUGAAAAUAGUGUGGUUAAAGAAGCAAAACGUGUGGCAUUUUUAAUGGGACAAUUAUUGAACUACAACGAUUGGAUGGAAAUUACAAUGAGAGAUCUAAAAAAAUUCCCAAAUUGCUUGGGAAUUUUACGAUGUUUCAAUUCACUAUUUGCUGGCGCAGAAAUUGAACAUAAACGAAAUAGCGUUGAAGAAAUCGCUAAACUUAUUUCUACAUCGGAAAUGUGUCAUAAUCUCAAUGAGGGCUAUCAAAGUGCUUUGCUGGAUCUCAUUGAACAAAUGGUUAACAUUCAUUUGACGAAGAUUGAAAACGAGUCGGGCGAGGAAAAGUACCUAUUUGAAAUAUUGGUGAAAACAAUCGCUUUGUCAAAUGCACAUGAAAAUAACGAGAUUGCCACACGCGGCUUGAGUUUGUACGAAACGUUCUGUAAGACACCAGAAAAUCGAGUAUUCUUACAAGGAAUGCACAUGACCGAUGUUAUAAAUGACAUUGAAGAUCUUGAUUGUGAACACUCCGAGAGAUCAGAACGGAUUAUAAUGCUCUUUGGAUGCAUCAAACUGUGCGGCUUUCAAAAAGAAUACUUUUCUUCCAUACAAACUGCCGUUAAACUGGUUUUAGAAAACAGUACAGCGAAUGCACAAAUCAAAAUUCUUUCGGGCCUGUCGAUGGCAUUUUUAAAUUGGAACCACGAGAAUAUGCAAGGCAGCGCCAUGAAUUUGCUAAGCAUAUUUAUAGAAGACAUUUUGGAACCAGUGCUGAUUUGGAAGGCUGGACGUAAUGCCGAAUCUAUUCGUGCCAUGGCCACGCAAGCACUUUGCUCAAUCGGAUGCUCUUGUCCAGAUGAAGCGCGUGAAAUAUUCCCGAAAUUGUCAAAAAAUUUAAUUUCAUUGAUUGAAGAUGAAUUGGCGGUAACAAGGGCAUAUGCGAUUCGUUGCGUUUUGAAAGCUGGACCUUUUUUAUAUGAAGAUUACCGACAUUUAGUUACAGAAAUUCUAAGUCGAUUGGACGAUCCAUGUGCAAAUGUUCGAUGCCUCGCAAUCGAGUGUUUACCACAACUUGAAGUGAAUCCCAGCGAUGACAUGUUUAGCGAAACGGGCUACUCCUCUUUGGUCGAAUAUAUUAUCUCUCGCCUGUUCCUAUAUCUCGAUGAUCCUUAUAUCAAAAUUCGACCGAUUUUAUUGGAUUCACUGGCGAAACUGCAAAAAAAACACCCGGUCGUAUUUGAGAAUGAAAUCAAAAAAUUGCCGACAAAUUAUCUGUACAAUGAUAUCAUCGAAGAUUUGAAAAGUGCACGAUUAGAGUAAAAAAAAACAUUCACAUUGAAAGCACAAUCCGGAUUACUACUCAAAGAAAUAUAUUGAGAACUGUCCAAGGAAAACAACAAAUACGAUACAAAAAAAAUGUUUAUUAUCAAUUUAACUACACUCCAAACCUGAAUGGGUUAAAAUAUUCACCUCAAAAUAAAUAGUAUUUACCAUACACCGAGUGGA